Molecule: messenger RNA, 1266 nt
Organism: Epithele typhae
Lineage: Eukaryota; Fungi; Basidiomycota; Agaricomycetes; Polyporales; Epitheliaceae
Exons: 2
Coding region: 1-1266 (421 amino acids)
Source: RefSeq, a predicted model, not a curated record
AUGCCGUCCUAUGAAUACAACGACCUCGCGCCCUCGGGCUCGCCACCCCCACCCUCCUAUGAGAUCUCCCAGCACGAUUUCGACCAAAAGACCUCUCAUGUUAUCGAGCAGACCGCGAACGGGCCCCCGCCCCGCAGAGUCGACGACGAAGGCUUUGAGAUCUGGGAUGACGCUCUUUUCGAUGCCGCUCGGAUUGGCGUAAACAACCUCUCGCUCAACGCCGGCCAGUCUUCGCGCUUGUCUGCCGGCAGCAGUUCAACCUCUCCUAUCGCCCCUCCCUCGUUCCCUGAUCCAAAGUCGCCCUAUGGAUAUCCACCAGAGAAGGGCCGUGCGCCGCCUUCCGCGGUGCGCGCGCUGCCCUCCAUGACCACCAACAUGGGCGCUCCUUCCCACCCUGGGACCAGCUCUGGAUCACACUCUUUCGCCGCAUCUUCCCAAUCGCCCCCUCAAUAUGCCGCCCCUCCUCUCCAGCCCUCGCCUGCGACGGAUGUUCGCCCGCUGAGAGUACAGAAAAAGCCGGCGCGCCAGCAGAAGGAGCGUCCUGCAUGGUACCGCGAGGCGGGGCUCGGUGGAGGCAGCCCCCCGCCGUCCCCGCUGCAGUCGACCGUGGGCAGCUCGUCCUCUCGAAGCGGCGUGCCGCCCCUUCGGCGCGGUCUCACCGUGUUCAACGCGACCGAACGCGACACCACGCCUCCCCCCGAAUUCUCCGCGGUCGGACCUACGCUCGACGGCCCGCCGUACGAGGUCGUGCUCGCGUACCAAGGCUCGCAACAAGGACUUGACACGGAGCCUGCUCGGCCUCUCUACCACCGCGCCUCGCCUGCGCCGCCUGCGGCGAGGGUGACCCCUACUCCGCCAGAGCUGUCCCGGACACCGCACCCCCCUGGGCAUGGGCUUGUACACUCGCAGACUGCCCCGGAUGCAGGGCCCCAGCCGCGACACCUCUCACACCACCCCACCCACGCCCAGUCAUACCCCCCUGUGCCCGUCCCGGCCCAUCAAGCGAUUCCCCGUCCGACCGCGGAGCGCUCUGUGCCGGCUGUUACCCGUCCACCCGUUUUCCAAACACCACAGUAUGGGCCCCGGGUAUCUUUCAACCCGCAGUCAGCGUACCCCAAGCCUGCCUUCGCCAUGAUGCCGACACACUCGGAAGACGCGGAAGCCCCAGUGACCGACGUAUCGGCGUUCUACAGCAACGCGGUUUCUGCGCAGUUCUCGUUUAACGUGCCGGCUCGUAUGAAGCGAACCUCAUACAUGGAGCAGUGA